Messenger RNA from Australozyma saopauloensis, 360 nucleotides. RefSeq lists its product as uncharacterized. The coding region runs from base 1 to 360 and encodes 119 amino acids. Lineage: Eukaryota; Fungi; Ascomycota; Pichiomycetes; Serinales; Metschnikowiaceae. The record is from RefSeq and is a predicted model, not a curated record. The transcript has a single exon.
AUGGACUUGUCCACCGCAUUUAACAACUACUGUAUCACAUGCGAUAAACUCGUGGGUCAGAACUUCGUCUACUGCUCGUCUCAAUGUAGGGAAAAGGACGAGAGCCAGCUGGUGUCUGUUCUCCAGGCAUGCAACGGCGCCAUGGUGUCUCCUCUCCUUACGCCUUCAUUGUAUCAGACUCAACACUUGCCAGAGGGCGGCGUCAUUGGUCUGCCUUUGUUGUUACCCGACAGCAUUCAAGACGAGGACGUGCGUGAUUUCUCGCUAAAUUAUUCUGUGAGCCAGCCCAUCAAGGAGCAAGCCAAGGUGGGUUCUGCCACCCUGGUCAACUAUAGGCUCUGGUUGACGGGGGUCUUGUAG